CGGGCGGGGCUGCCGUUGCCAAGCGGAAGUGCGGCCGCUGCGGCGGUUGGGGUUUAAAGGCUCCGAGGCGGUAAAAGGGUGACGAGUGGCGGCAGAACGGGAGAGCUGGUCGACUUCUUGUAUAGUUUUACGUCUCGAGAGCGGUUGCAUUUCUCGGUCCCUCAUCCCAGAGGUUCCUGGGCGGAAAGGGGAGAUGGUCUCCAGAGCCGCCGAUCGACUACUGAUCGUCGUCUCGGUCCUGGAAGGGCGCUAUUUUCCAAAACGACCCAAGUACAUGCUCGUAGUUGAAGCAAAGUUUGAUGGUGAGCAGUUGGCCACUGAUCCUGUAGAACAUACUGAUCAGCCAGAAUUUGCUACGGAAUUGGCUUGGGAACUUGAUAGGAAAGCGCUUCAUCAGCACAGGCUGCAGCGUACACCUAUCAAACUCCAGUGUUUUGCUUUGGAUCCUGUGUCUUCAGCUAAAGAGAAUAUAGGCUACAUUGUACUUGAUUUAAGGGCUGUGCAGGAAAACACCCAGGCACCAAAGUGGUAUCCUCUUCUUAGUAACAAGUACACUAAAUUUAAAUCUGAAAUACAAGUAGGUGUUGUUUUGGAGACUGAUUCAAAAGCACUGGUUGGUGGUUUUAAAGCAAGAGAGGCACCCCCUAGAGAAGGGAAAGCAUUUGUCCAUCUUUCUGGACUAGACCCUGAAAGUAUUGUGCCAGUCUUGAAUGAAGAAGAGGGUUGUCAUCAAAUUGGACCAGCAGAGCACUGCAGAGACUACUUUGUCUUGUCUGUAACCAUUGCAUUUGCCACACAGUUGGAACAGCUAAUUCCUUGCACAAUGAAGCUUCCUGUACAAAGGCCUGAGUUUUUCUUCUACUACUCAUUACUGGGAAAUGAUGUCACAAAUGAACCUUUCACUGAUUUAAUUAAUCCAAACUUUGAGCCAGAAAGAGCUUCAGUUCGAAUACGUAGUACAGCUCAUGUCCUUAAAAUGUAUCUUUGUGGACAGGCAAAGUUGCAGAUCCAUCUGUGCUGUGGGGACCAGUCUCUUGGAAGCACUGAAAUACCCUUGUCUCUACUUCUGAAGAAAGGAAAUGUGGAGAUUGAUCAACACCCUUUGGCAAUAGAAGGAGCAUUUACCCUUGUUCCACCAAAUAGGGCUAAGCAGAAACUACCACAGUUGCCUUUGGAUAUGGCUCCUACUGUUGGGGUAUCUGUGACUCUACAGAAGGAGGGCUUAAGUACCCAGCCUUUAAUUCCCACAAAUGCUCCAACUGAACCUAAACAGCCACAGGAGAAUGUUCUUCCGCUUAGUAAUGGAAAAACAGAGGGCCUGAAACAGAAGUCACAGGAUGUCCUAUCUAAAGCUGACCACUCAUCUGCAGCAGAAGGUGAAGCAACAGAAAGUGAAGUGGAGAGCCUGAAGUUUGAAGAAGGCACGAAACUAAAGAAAAAGGGGCUUAUGGCUGAUUCUUGCCAAGAGGUCAACAAACAAUUUACUGAAGUGCUUCCAGGUUUCAAGUCUCAGACCAGAGCAAAGUCACCUCUAUUGUCAGAUCUACAAAAUUCCACUGACCCUAAUGGUCCAGUAGCAGCAUCUCAACCUAUCCCUGUGCAUGCAUCCAGUUCUUCUGAGCCUGUGUCAUCACAGAAAAUUGUCAUUCCAGCAGCCUCUCACCAUUUUUGCUUUUCAAUAGACUUAAGAAGUAUACGUGGUCUGGAAGUUGGUUUUCCAAUAAAUUGUAUUUUAAGGUACUCAUAUCCAUUUUUUGGCAGUGCAGCCCCUAUUAUGACAAGCCCUCCUGUAGAAGUCAGAAAAAACAUGGAAGUCUUUCUUCCACAGUCCUAUUGUGCGUUUGACUUUGCAACUAUGCCUCAUCAGCUUCAAGAUACGUUCCUCAGAUUACCUUUGCUGGUUGAACUGUGGCACAAGGAUAAAACAGCUAAAGACUUACUUAUAGGGGUGGCAAGACUUCAGCUUUCAAAUGUUUUGGCUUCGGAAAAAAUGCGGUUCUUGGGUGGUAAUGGUGAACAAUGCUGGCGUCAGACUUGUAAUGAAACAGUCAGUGUCACAGCAGCACAAGGGUCAGGCAACAGAGUAGCAGAGAUUUCAUAUGCUAUCACUUUGGAAGACUACGGACUUGUGAAAAUACAAGAAGUUCUGGUGUCAGAUUCUUCUCAAUGUGUAGGUGCUGGUCAUCAACGGCAUGUUGCUCACACUCAGCCUCAUGCCCCUGAAAACCAUCCACAACCUCGAGAAACUCUUGAAUACAAAGCAGCACUGGAGUUAGAAAUGUGGAAGGAAAUGCAAGAGGACAUUUUUGAAAAUCAGCUUAAGGAGAAGGAAAUGGCUCAUAUGCAAGCACUUGCAGAAGAAUGGAAGAAAAGAGACAGAGAGAGAGAGGCAUUAGUGAAGAAAAAGGUAGCAGAAUAUACUGUUUUGGAAGAACAACUUCAGAAAACCCUGAGAGAUCUAGAUAAGCGAGAACGACAGCUUUUUAGUGCUGAAUCAGAGCUUCAAAGAGUAAAGAAGGAGUUGCAAGCAGAGCAUGAACGCAGUCUGCAGGAGCUACAGGACUCUGUGCGGCGAGCCAGGGAAGAUUGUGCACACCACAUUGAGCUAGAAAGGUCAAAAAUCAAACAAGUGGAAGAAGACAAGCUUCGUUUACAGCAGCAGCUUUAUGAAGCAGAAAAUAAGCAUAAAAUUUUGGAGAAGGAGUUCCAGCAGUACAAAGAACAGCAAAGCAGCAAACCAGAAAUCCAGCUACAAUCUGAAAUAAAUCUUCUCACUUUAGAAAAGGUUGAACUUGAAAGAAAGUUAGAGUCAGCUACCAAGUCAAAGCUUCACUACAAACAACAAUGGACAAGGGCUUUGAAAGAACUUGCAAGAUUAAAACAGCGUGAACAAGAAAAUGCAAUGGCUCACCUUAAAAAGCAGCAACAAGAGCUGGAGCACAUGAGGUUGCGCUAUUUGGCAGCAGAAGAAAAAGAGCUGGGGAAAACAGACCGUCAGGAGCUGGAGGAUAUCAGAAAUGAACUUAACAGGCUAAAGCAACAAGAAGAAGAGAGAAAUCAAUUGCAAAAUGGUAGAGAUAAUUCUGCUGGUAGAGUGGACUGUCUUCAUUCUAAAAAACUAAAUGAGGGUAUGGAUGAUUAUCUCUCUCGUCUGAUAGAAGAGAGGGAUACCCUGUUGAGAACGGGAGUAUAUAAUCACGAAGACCAUAUUGUAAGUGAACUUGAUCGUCAAAUCAGAGAAGCUAUUGCGAAAAGGAACAUCACUAAAUAAAAGCACUCAAAAUUACUAAAAAGAGCCAAAUUUGGGCAGGAUAAGAAACUUUAAUGAACUUGUACUACUUACCAAAAUAUGCAAGAUCAUGCUGAUUUUUCGACGCUUUUUUAAUCUCUCUUUGAAGUCGGUGUAAGUAUUUGCAAUGUGUUAAGUGAAGUUUCAUGGGGAUGAUGGCGCUUUUUUAAUGAUUUUAUACUUAUAUGUAUAUAUGUGUAAAUAUAUUUAUCUUGUGUACUCUUCUUUCUGAAAUGUUUUCUACCUCUAUGCAUCACCUUGACUAGGUUUAUUUGUAAUAUUUUUAAUAUUCAUUCUAAGAUUCCUGGUCAAUACUGUCAUAACUUAUUUCCAUUUUUGAAAAAGAUCUUGUCAUGUGGACUAGGGAAAAGUGGCACCAGCUGUGUUUCCUGACAGAGCUCUUAGUUCUCAACCAAAGUGCAUCAUAGAUCAAAUGUCACUUUUUUACUAAAUCACAAAAUAAUCAAUUUUUGCUUUUAACUGUAGCUUAUAUAACUAAAUUCUGUAGUAAAUGAGGGGAGGAAACUCUUAAACCUUAAAAACUGAAACUGAAUCAAUUGCUAAGCUAACCCAAUUGUCCAGGGUGAAAAUCCCUUUGUUGCCCUAGAAGUUUUGCACAUAUGCCUGUAAUGGUGAACCCUGGAGAGCAAAUACCAAGUUCAGAAGUAUACAUGCUUUCUUAUAUCAAUCCUUAAUGUAGAGAGAUACUUGAAGCAUUAAUUGAGUGAAUUUGUGCACUUUAAAUUCUGAGCACAUACAUAAAAUUACAGAUUUCUAAAUGAAGAUGCUUUACUUAAUCAAGACCUAACC
Dryobates pubescens (Downy woodpecker) is the source of this 4099-nucleotide messenger RNA. RefSeq names its product centrosomal protein 120 (gene CEP120). Lineage: Eukaryota; Metazoa; Chordata; Aves; Piciformes; Picidae. The record is from RefSeq and is a predicted model, not a curated record. The coding region runs from base 194 to 3271 and encodes 1025 amino acids. Gene Ontology annotation, cellular component: centriole; centrosome. The transcript has 21 exons. Gene Ontology annotation, biological process: centrosome cycle; interkinetic nuclear migration; positive regulation of centriole elongation.